AUGGUGAACAUCUAUGUCUACCGACAAAAAGUUCUGUACUCAAGCCCCACUGACGGCAUUGGAAACAAUAUCACCAUGACUGUCCCUGAAACCAUGGACAUCCAGAGGCAUUACCCGAAUAAAAGACUUAUACUCCCAAUAAACGAUCCUGCCAUUCCCAGAACUGCAACAAACAUACCAACUGCCCAACUCACUCAUUUUCACAUAUUUACAACUAAAAAGCAUAAUUCUCACCAAAGUAUCAACUUCAACGACCGUGCUGAAUACGCAAACUCCUCUUUUCGCACCACUGGCCGAGAAAUGACACUCUACACCCACGAAAUCCAAAACCUUAACCCUCUGCUACAAAACGCUGAUAGACCAAUCAACACCCUGCUCCUUUGCAUACGUGACCCAAUGGUAAAAAGAAGGAAUGUCUAA
Pelobates cultripes (western spadefoot toad) is the source of this 420-nucleotide messenger RNA. Lineage: Eukaryota; Metazoa; Chordata; Amphibia; Anura; Pelobatidae. The record is from the annotation of a GenBank genome assembly.